Zalophus californianus (California sea lion) is the source of this 1815-nucleotide messenger RNA. RefSeq names its product C-C motif chemokine 13-like. The transcript is spliced from 4 exons. The coding region runs from base 838 to 1206 and encodes 122 amino acids. Gene Ontology annotation, biological process: cellular response to tumor necrosis factor; neutrophil chemotaxis; monocyte chemotaxis. Gene Ontology annotation, molecular function: chemokine activity; CCR chemokine receptor binding. NCBI's taxonomy places the organism in Eukaryota, Metazoa, Chordata, Mammalia, Carnivora, Otariidae. The record is from RefSeq and is a predicted model, not a curated record. Gene Ontology annotation, cellular component: extracellular region.
CUAGCUAUUAAAGGCUUUGGAGCCAGAGGAUGUUUUGUGGGAGGAUUUUCAAUGACUGAUUCCAUUUUUUCAGUAGUUUUAGAAUUACUCUUUUUUUUUUUCGUUUUUCUUUGGCAGUCUGGAGCCCUAGAAACUCCAUGGUCCUUCCAGAAAACAAGGGGCCUGGACAAAUCAGCGGGCUUCAAACCAUAGCCCUCUGGGUCUGAGUGGCAGAAGGGGACACAAAGAUGUGACAAGAGGAGCCUCUGGCUUCAGAAGCGGGCUUUGAUUCAUCUCAGGUAUGACGCUGCCACAUAAAACUGCUUGGAGAAAAUCUUCCAUGCCCCAGACAGUGGGAAAGGCCGUGGUGAUCGUAUGUAAACAGACCAGCUUUCUCUUCUGGUGCCACCACUCACUUCCCACAAGGCUUUGGGACAGUGACCUGAGGUCCCCACGCCUCAGCGUCUUCAUCUGUGAAUGGGCAUGAUGAUAACGGGAUACACCCAGUCAGGACUAAACACAUCGCCCGUGUAAAGCCCUCGCACGGCGCUCUUUCUCCGGUUGUGGAGAAAGCAACCCACGGGACAGCUCCGCGGAUCACUCCCAUGGCCAACGGUGGCACAUCUGUGCUCUGGCUUCCUCUCUGUGGCCUGGGCAGCUGAAGGAUACUGUGCCUGCCCUGCAGCAGCCCGCAACUUCCUGCUUGAAAUUCCUGGAAAACUCGGGCAGCCAAUCUCCAGGUCAGCACAUUCAAGAGUGCCCGGCAUCUUAACUUGACCAUGACCCUGCCCAGGCAAACAUCCCUCUGGGAGUUCCCACCCUCUCUGCUUCCUCUAAAAGGCUAGCAGAGCCACCCGCAUGGCAGAGAAGCUGAGACGGGCCCAGACACCCCCAGCUCUCGCUCACGCCCAGUCUCCCUGCUCCCCCGACAUGAAGGUCUCCGCCACGCUUCUGUACCUGCUGCUCACAGCCGCCGCCUUCAGCCCCCAGGUGCUCGCCCAGCCGGAUGCACUCAGCGCCCUAUUCACUUGCUGUUUCACAUUUAACAAUAAGAAGAUCCCCUUGCGGAAGCUGGAGAGCUAUCGAAUCACCAGCAGCCACUGUCCCCGGCAAGCUGUCAUCUUCAGCACGAAACUAGCCAAGGCCAUCUGUGCCAACCCAAAGGAGAAGUGGGUCCAGGAUUAUGUGAAACACCUCGAUCAAAAACCUCAUACCCUGCGGACUUGAACUCUUCAAGCCACACCAAGACCAAGCCAAGUACGAGAAUCGAACGACUGUUUAUGCUCCUCCAGCUUCCCCAGCUAGACCCUGGACUAAUUUUACUAUAGUUUCAAAUAGUGUGCUGUUUUGUGAUGCAAAAGAUGUACUAUGUGUUAAGUAAUAUUUAAUGUUAUUUGAAUUGUUGCUGGUUUGGGGCUUAUUUUGAAUACUGGGGACCUUUUUUUUUAAAGCAAGGCCUUGAGCCAGUUGCUUCCUGUCAUCAGCCAGGGUUCCAUCCCUUGUAAAAGCUGCAGGCAGCGGAUCUGUCUCCUGCCUAACUCCCCGGCCGAUGCGUGUGCCUACAAAUCAUGGAGAUGAAGGGCUACUCCAAUCCAGGGAGGGGAGGGCCUUGUGAAAGCAAGGAGCAGCUAAAUAUGUUAUUACAGAAAGGAGAAUGCCAUUCGUAAGAUUGUUGACUUUUUGCAGAAAGUACAUCGUGUUUAAAAUCUCCCAUGGUCUCUGAAAAACAAACGGAGGGUUCUAGAGGGGAGGGGGGUGGGGGGAUGGGUCAGCCUGGUGAUGGGUAUUAAAGAGGGCACGUUCUGCGUGGAGCACUGGGUGUUAUGCACAAACAAU